Molecule: messenger RNA, 932 nt
Organism: Glossina fuscipes
Lineage: Eukaryota; Metazoa; Arthropoda; Insecta; Diptera; Glossinidae
Exons: 1
Coding region: 10-852 (280 amino acids)
Source: RefSeq, a predicted model, not a curated record
AAGUAGUUUAUGGAAAGCUGCAUAUCCUUACGAAUAAGUCACCAAGUAAUACCAAAUCGAACCAGACAACGUUUAAUACCUCUUACACCAGAAAUACAUAAGGUUAUGAUGGAUUUCAACGCUUCACGGUGCAGUACGAGCAUCCCGGAACAACAUUUUUAUAAUACACUGUCUAUAACUAGUUUGGUAAGAGAAGAAGUACAAAAUAUAUUGCAUGAGCUCUCCAUUCCCGAUAAGUUUAUACGCAAAGAGGAAAUUGACGAACUAAUUGAAAAAUGCCUUAAGGAAAAGGUAACAAUUGUGCAAGAGCAAGAAACAAAAUCAACACACGAAAGUGAUGCCGAUAUUAAUCAAGAAAUAGAAGUUACUCUAGAAAUGAUGAAUGAGAGCGAUAAGAACAAAUUAAUUGUAGAGAACUUUCAAAUAUUGGAACAACGCAUAACCACGCUUGAAGAACGCCUAAACUGUAUGCUACAGAAUAUUCCAAAAACUCGUCAUUUGGAAGCACGAAAAUUUAAAAUAAAUACUGACGUUAUUGAGAAGGAAUUGCGACAAAUGAUCACUAAAGCUGACAUUCCCGCGGCCAAAACUGUGAAAAAGGGCAAUGGCGAUGAAAAUGGACAUUCAUCAACAGCAGCGCCACCUAUAGCAGCGUCUACCUACGAUGAUAUCUAUUAUGCCCAGCGGGAAUAUACAAUGAAUUUGUUAACCUAUAAAAAAUCUCUCGACAGCUUACAAUUAAAUGAAAAACCAAAAUUAAAUCCAUUUAAAAAGCCCCUCAAUAUACAGACGACUUUAAACGAGAAUGAGAAAUGCAGGCAAAGAUCAUCAUUUUUUAAAACUGAAAUGUAAAUGCGAAACUGUGUUUGUUAAAAAGCUUUUAAUGUUCUUAAAGUAAUUGUGUAAUAAAUCGUAAUGAAUAUAUAUUUUGA